Molecule: messenger RNA, 5215 nt
Organism: Ficedula albicollis (Collared flycatcher)
Lineage: Eukaryota; Metazoa; Chordata; Aves; Passeriformes; Muscicapidae
Gene: ADAMTS3
Product: ADAM metallopeptidase with thrombospondin type 1 motif 3
Biological process (GO): extracellular matrix organization; proteolysis
Cellular component (GO): extracellular matrix
Molecular function (GO): metalloendopeptidase activity
Source: RefSeq, a predicted model, not a curated record
AUGUCAUUUGCUUUUAUCCAGCAGCUUCUCAAGGAAAGGAUGGAAAAGGAGCCAAAAGCUUCGUGUGAGUCAAGAGGUGCAGAAGUGCUGCCAAGCAUUGGUUCCCACCAUGGCAGGAACGACUCCUGGGGUGGUGAAUUCCAAAGAAACGGCUCUGUGGUGGCUGGCACCGACUGCAGCAGGAAAGUCAUGCAGAGAGAGGAACAAGGCAGCAGGCUGGUAAGAAAGAGAAGCCAAAGUCACCCAUUAAUCCACAUGCAAAGUCCUAUUGAAGCUGCUGCAGUGAAAGCUCUCACAUGCUGCCCUGGAAAUAACCCCGGCCAUGAUGUGGUGAGAUACCCUAGACACCUCUGCUGCGAGAGGAUGCGGGACCUGACUGUUCCAGAUCAGGCUGAUAAAGAACAGCGGAUCCAAAUAGGCGUGCGGCGAGGCGGCGCGAGGCCGUUCGGGUUGGUGGUUCCCGUCAGCACCAGCGCCGAUGGCAGCUUCGUGUCGCACGUGGUGUCGGCCGGCGGCCAGCGGCGCCGGCCCCUGCGCCUCACGCCCAACACGCGCCUGCUGGCUCCCGGCGCCGUGGUGGAGUGGCACCGCGACCCGGCCAACGCCAGCCGCGGCGCCGAGCGGCCCUGGAGGAGAGAGCCCCUGCGCGCCAGCUGCGCCUACGUGGGGGACAUCGCCGGCGUCCCCGGCGCUGCCGUGGCCAUCAGCAACUGCGACGGGCUGGCUGGAAUGAUAAGAACUGAUGAGGAUGAGUACUUCAUCGAGCCUUUGGAGAGAGGGAAGCAGAUGGAGGAGGAGAAGGGCAGGAUGCACAUGGUGUACAGGCGGUCGGCGGUGGCGCAGCGUCCCAGCGCCCUGCUCCCCGACGUGCACACCGAAGAGUCCCUGCUGGCUGGCCUGGGAGCGCUGAGUUCCCACGUGGAGCAGCAGCUGAACGCGACCCUGCGGCGCCGCCGCCACGCGGGCGACAGCGACCACAACAUCGAGGUGCUGCUGGGCGUGGACGACUCCGUGGUGCGAUUCCACGGCAAAGAGCACGUCCAGAACUACCUCCUCACCCUCAUGAACAUCGUGAACGAAAUUUACCACGACGAGUCGCUGGGCGUUCACAUCAACGUGGUGUUGGUGCGGAUGAUCAUGUUGGGGUACGCGAAGUCCAUCAGCCUGAUCGAACGGGGGAACCCCUCGCGCAGCCUGGAGAACGUCUGCCGCUGGGCCUACCAGCAGCAGAGGCCGGACCCCGGCCACGCCGAGCACCACGACCAUGCCAUCUUCUUAACCAGGCAAGAUUUUGGGCCCGCUGGUAUGCAAGGAUAUGCUCCUGUGACAGGCAUGUGCCACCCGGUCCGGAGCUGCACCCUCAACCACGAGGACGGCUUCUCGUCAGCCUUUGUUGUUGCUCAUGAGACUGGGCACGUGCUGGGCAUGGAGCACGAUGGGCAAGGGAACAGAUGUGGGGACGAGACGGCGAUGGGCAGCGUCAUGGCCCCCUUGGUGCAGGCCGCCUUCCACCGCUACCACUGGUCCCGCUGCAGCGGCCAGGAGCUCAGGAGAUACAUCCACUCUUAUGACUGUCUUCUUGAUGACCCUUUUGAGCAUGACUGGCCCAAGCUUCCUGAGCUGCCAGGCAUCAACUACUCCAUGGAUGAGCAGUGCCGCUUUGACUUCGGCGUGGGCUACAGGAUGUGCACAGCUUUCCGAACCUUUGAUCCAUGCAAGCAGCUGUGGUGCAGCCAUCCCGAUAACCCCUACUUCUGCAAGACCAAGAAGGGACCUCCCCUGGAUGGCACGGAGUGUGCCCCAGGAAAAUGGUGCUACAAGGGUCACUGCAUGUGGAAGAACACCAACCAGCUGAAGCAGGAUGGACACUGGGGACCCUGGACCAAGUUUGGCUCCUGCUCACGGACCUGUGGAACGGGGGUUCGCUUCCGCACGCGCCAGUGCAACAACCCGAUGCCCAUCAAUGGAGGUGACGACUGCGCCGGGGUCAGUUUUGAGUUCCAGCUGUGCAGCACCGAGGAGUGUCCGAAGCACUUUGAGGACUUCAGGGCGCAGCAGUGCCAGCAGCGCAACUCCCACUUCGAGUUCCGGGGCAGCCGCCACCACUGGCUGCCCUACGAGCACCCCGACCCUCCCAAGAGAUGUCACCUGUACUGCCAGUCCAGAGAAACAGGGGAUGUGGCUCAUAUGAAGCAGCCGGUGCACGACGGGACUCGCUGCUCCUACAAGGAUCCCUACAGCAUCUGUGUCCGUGGGGAAUGUGUGAAAGUGGGCUGUGACAAGGAAAUUGGCUCCAGCAAGGCUGAGGACCAGUGCGGGGUCUGCGGCGGGGACGACUCCCACUGCCGGACCGUGAAGGGCACCUACACCCGCACUCCCAAAAAGCUUGGGUACCUUAAGAUGUUUGACAUCCCUCCCGGGGCUCGACAUGUGUUUAUCCAAGAAGACGAGGCCUCUCCUCACUUUCUUGCAAUCAAGAACCAGGCUACGGGACACUACAUCCUGAAUGGGAAAGGGGAGGAGGCCAGAUCCCGCUCCUUCAUCGAUCUGGGCGUGCAGUGGGAGUACAGCCUCGAGGACGACGCGGAGACGCUGCACACGGCCGGGCCCCUGCACGAUGCCGUGGUGGUGCUGAUCAUUCCUCGGGAGAACGACACCAGGUCCAGCCUGACUUACAGGUACAUCAUCCACGAGGAUUCGGUGCCGACCAUCCACAGCAACAACGUGCUGCGGGAGGACACGGACACCUUCGAGUGGGCCCUGAAGAGCUGGUCCCAGUGCUCCAAACCCUGCGGCGGAGGGUUCCAGUACACCAAGUAUGGGUGCCGCAGGAAGAGUGACAGCAAGAUGGUUCAUCGCAGCUUCUGCGAAGGCAGCAAAAAGCCAAAGCCCAUCCGCAGGAUGUGCAACCUGCAGGAGUGCACAGAGCCCCUCUGGGCCGCAGAUGAGUGGGAGCACUGCACCAAAACGUGUGGGAGUUCUGGCUACCAGCUGCGCACGGUGCGCUGCAUCCAGCCCCUCGCAGACGGCACCAACCGCUCGGUGCCGGCCAGGCUGUGCGGCGGGGAGCGGCCCGAGAGCCGGCGCGCCUGCAACCGCGCCCCGUGCCCCGCGCCCUGGAAGGCCGGGCCCUGGUCACAGUGCUCCGUGACCUGCGGGGAGGGCACGGAGAGCCGGCAGGUGCUGUGCCGCGCCGGGGACCGCUGCGAGGGGGAGCGGCCGGAGUCCGUCAGGCCUUGCAAACUCGCUGCCUGUGACGAUGAGCCCUGCCUGGGAGACAAGUCCAUCUUCUGCCAGAUGGAAGUGCUGGCCCGGUACUGCUCCAUCCCUGGCUACCACAAGCUGUGCUGCGAGUCGUGCAGCCGGCGAAGCGGCGGCGUCCCUGCGGCCGGCGGGGCCGGCGCGGAGGGGGACGCGGCGCUGGAUCCGCGCAGCCUGCCCGGGCCCGGCCCGGCGCCCGGCCCCGAGCCCGAGGGAGCCCGCCUUCCGCACCGGAGAGCUCCUCCGCCUGGGAAGACCUCCCGGCUCUUGGCUUUCCUGCGGCCGUCCCCUGCCAGCAGCGGCGGCCUGGGCCCUGGUGGUGCCGCGGCGCCGGCUCUGCCUCGGGUGCCAGCAGAGAGCACGGCGGCGGGGGCUCCUGCGCCAGCCAGGACCUCCGGCGAGGGCGAGGAGCGCCCUGGGAAGCGAUGGCCUGCGAGGGCUGCCCCCGUGCAGCGAUGAGCGGGAAGGCUCGUGCGGACAGCCGUGGAAAGGGGCUGCCUGGCACUCUGCGAGCGCACUGCGUGCCCCGGGCAGGGCCCUGCGGGGCACAGCUCCUCCCUGGAAAUACCAAGGACAAGAAGUGCUGGCUCACUUUCUGGUGCUCCCGGCCUCCUCCUGCCCCUCAUUCCCUGCCCGGCUGGGACACGCAGGGGAGACGCUACUGGAACCUUCCUGGCAGUGAGUGGGAGUCGCCGAGGGCUCCGUCCAGCUCUGGGCCAGAAGUUAGCCCUCACCUCAGCACCUCCUGUGGUUUUGGGCUCCAAACACCCCCAUCGUAGGCAACACCUCACUGCAGGCAGGACCAGGCGUGGACACUCAGUGAAACACUUGCCACAGACCUCGUGUCUCCCUGCAAACAGACAUUGCACGAGCACCAGUGCAGCUGUUGGGCAAAUGCAGCAAAGCAGCAGCAUUGUAAGAGAUUUGUGCUGUCCCACAGCUGUUCACCUGUAUUGUUCCAUCGAGUUCUGCCCGAUGAGCCUCCCAAGGGCUGGUGUUUAAGGCAUUAGCAUAAAAAGUGGACUUUUAUUUGCGUAGGAAUUUCAUGGCUGGCACUAGGAAAGGGUUGGGGGUGUUUUGGGUAUCAUCAAUGGGAUGCUCUGUGCAGACCCUGUAGGUAUUGCAAGUGCUGGUCCCAGUCCAAGCAGGUUCUGGUUCCCAGCUGCUCCCUGUGUCCCAGAGACACAACGGGCACCAACAACACUCCAAACAGAGGAUUUUUUCCCAACGGGCAGCGUGGAUCUCAAGGUGCGAGAGAUAUUUAUGUUUCCAGUGUGGAUCAACUCGGAAGCUCCCCGCCCACGGCGCACCCGACUGCAAUAAUUAAUUUAUGUCCAUCCCCUUGUCCCAGCCCAGCCGGCACGUCGCUGUACAGUACUUGUGUAUAGGAGUGAGAACUGCAGGUAUUUAUUACAAGUGGGGCUCUUGGCAGUAUCUUAUGUACCAAAUACUUACACUGAGGGCACGUGACUCUUCCUUUUGCCAAGAUCACAUCAGGAGCUGGAAUUAGAUGCUGUGUCAUAUGGGUAGAAUGGAAAUUGAAGCUGCUCAACUGCUGUAGAGAAAUUGUUGAUCUUGUUCUUUAAAAAAGGUUUUUUAUCACAGCUGCUCUCUCAUUUCUCAGUGGUCACCAAAGUUUCACGCGCAGUCGCUGCUCUCCCGUAGGAAGUCCCCAGGACCGAGGCACUCAGUGCUGUGAGGGGAUUGGGGCCCAAAGAUCCAAUUCAGUAUCAUCCUGGCAGCGCUGUGGGGUCCCUCGGAGGAGACAAGGGUGGCCCUGGCCACCAGCAGAGGUUUCAAGCCCACAGGACGGGCACCCCGUGCAGGAGCACGUGGAAAUAAAACAAACCUCGGACAUCCCCAGGCUUUCCCAGCUUUCACUCGCUGGGCAGCACCUGCUUUUGGCAUUUUUAAGUUUCCUCUUUUUUACCCAUUUCCAUCCCAGGCAGGACCU